Frankliniella occidentalis (western flower thrips) is the source of this 7654-nucleotide messenger RNA. RefSeq names its product titin homolog. Gene Ontology annotation, molecular function: protein binding. The coding region runs from base 1 to 7011 and encodes 2336 amino acids. The record is from RefSeq and is a predicted model, not a curated record. The transcript has 6 exons. NCBI's taxonomy places the organism in Eukaryota, Metazoa, Arthropoda, Insecta, Thysanoptera, Thripidae.
AUGAGCCCUAUGAGCCGCCGCUCACCGUCUCAACACCCAACUCGCCGUAGCGACUUUUGUUCAUCCCCCCCUCUCUCUGCCCACGCAGUGCCCGUGCACCUGGUGACGAGCACCAGCACCACGGUCCAGCCGUCCUCGGCCGCCUCCUCCACGACGACCGCCGUGGCGCGGCCCGACAGCUUCGGCUGCAGCAUCAGCGGCGAGUUCUACCCGGAUGGCGCCCAGGUCCCCGGCGACCCGGCCAAGCCGUGCGAGCUCUGCUACUGCAUCCGCAACCGGACCGCCUGCGUCGUCCAGCAGUGCACGCUGCAGGUGGAGGGCUGCGCGCCCGUGUACACGCGUGGCGUGUGCUGCCCCGUGCGGUACGACUGUGAAUACUCGGACGAGCUGGCCAUCGGCACGGAGCGGCCGCAGCAGCCCUCGGGCUCGGGCCUCAUCCUGACCACGACGCCCGGGCCCGUGGCGUGCAGCCACAACGGUGCCGUGUACGCGGACGGCGCGCGCAUCCCCGGCGCCACGCCCUGCGAGCACUGCUACUGCAUGCGCGGCGACGUGGUCUGCGCCGUGCAGGAGUGCGGGCCCGCGCUCACCGGCUGCACCGCGCUGCCCGCCCGCGAGGGCGCCUGCUGCCCCGACGCGUACCAAUGCGCGAACGGCACGGUCAACCUCGAGUUCCUCUCGCAAGUUGGGCCGACGGCCACCGCAACCGAGCCCAGUCCCUUCGCGGAGACGCAGUACCCAGUGACUGAGGCGGCAGCCGGCAUCACCGAAACGGCAACGAAGGGAGUCAAGGGCGAAGAGGGUGCCGUGGCUGAAACGGUGCCGCCCCCAGAGGUGGCCCAGCCCGCCGUCCUCGCCGAGGAGGAGGCACCACCCGCGACCGAGGCCGCGCCCGAGCACAUGGACGAGAAGGACCCCGAGCAGGCCGAGGACGACAACGCCAUGCCCGCCCAGGAGCCGCUCGUGCAGGUCACCGACCAGCCCCAGACCGUGCAGCCCGAGGAGCAGACGGAGCAGGCGGCCCCACAGGAACCCGAGCAGGAGCCGCAGCAGGCGGUCGUGCUGCAGGAGGACGAGCAGCCAGUCACGGAGGCGCAAGAAGUACAGCAGGAGGUGACCGAUGAGGCUGCACAGGGGCCACAGCAAGAGUCCACGGAACAGCCAGCAGAGGCACCCCAGACGGAGUCGCCAGAGCAGGUCGUGCAGGAGCAACAGCAGGAAGUUGCCGAACAGAGUGCUCAGGAACAGCAACAGGAAGUUACUGCCCAGCCACCACAGGAAGUGGAACCCGAACAGGCAGUCACCGAGCAGGACGUACAGGAGCCCGCCGUUACAGAACAGGCUGUGCAGGAACCCCAGCAGGAAGUGACGGAGCUGCCACAGCAGGAGGUCCAUGAGGAAGUCAACGAACACGCUGAACAGCAGCCAGAGCAGGUAGUCACCGAACAGGAAUCACAGGAACCACAACAGGCUGUGACCACAGAAGAGGUGCCGCAGGAGGCACAGGAACCACUGCAGGAGGCACAGGAACCACUGCAGGAGGCUACUGAGCAGCCCGAGAUCCAGCAAGAAGCCACCGAACAACCAGAGCAGGAGUCACAGCCUGCAGUGACAGAGCAGACCGAGCAAGAGCCACAACAGGAGACUACGGAACAGGCAGCCGAGCUUCCCCAGCAGGAGGUGACCGAGGAAGACAUCCAGGAGCCAACACAGCAGCCCGCCGAGCAAGCGGAGCCCAUCGUCACGGAGCAAGAACCGCAGCAGGAGGCCACCGAACAACCCGCACAAGAGGUGACUGAAAGUAACGCCCAGGACAUCCCAGCUGUGACUGAGCAGGCUGCCGAGCAGAUCGUCACGGAGCAGCCUGAGAUGGAGCCACAGCAUGAGGACCUGGACGAAGGCGGUGACGACGCCAUCGUCGAGGUGACGACCGAGCCGCCCGUCGAGCCCCAGGGCACUGACUCGCCCGCGGUGGUGUCUGAGGAAGAAGUCCCGGCGCCAGCACCGACUGAUGCAGCCCCGGAGGAGCAGAGUGAGAGCAUGAACACGGCAGCGCCCGAGCAUGAAGAGGUGACCGCCGCGCCAAUGGAGACUGAACAGGAGAAUAUCCCGACCGAGCAGCCCGCCGAGGAGGCGUCUGUGCCACCGCAGGAACCCGCUCAGGAGGCGGCCGAGGCCCAGCCUGAGGACAUUGCCACGGAGGCAGCGCCCCAGCAUGAGCCCGAAGUGGCGUCUUCUGAGACCACCGCGUUGCCGGUGCAGGAGGACGUGCUGCAGCAGGAGCCUACCACCGCGCAGCCUGUCGACGUGUUCAUGCAGGAGGAGGUGACAACCGAGGCUGCCGUCGAACCGAUCGUCCUCACAGAGCAGGUGCCGCUGCAGGCCGUCGACUCUCAGCAGGAGUCGGAGACCCCAGCGCCUCCGGCGGAGGCCGCCCCUGCCUCGACCACCGCACCCGUCCAGGAGACAGCGCAGCCCCAGGACUACGAGACUUACAGGCCCGUGGACGCGGCCGUCACGACGCAGCAGCCCACCGAGGGCACAACUGCCCUCCCCGUGCAGGAGGAUGUCGACGCAGUGCCCGAACAACAGCCGGCCGAGGUGGUGGCUGAGACCGCGGCCCCGUUGGAGACCGAAAUGGAAUCUGCGACCGAGGAGGCAGCCGCUGUUGCGGAGGCCACGACCACGGCUGCCGCAGCGCAGGAAGCUGAGCUCGUCAACGAGAUCGGAGCACCCCAGACACCGGAAGACAACGCCAGCCCUCAGCUUCCGGAGGCCGUCGUCGCGGAGGAGUCGACUACCCCCGCCGUGCAGCAGCAGCCCCAGGACGCCGAGCCCCUCCCCGUCGACUCGUCCGACAAGGUCGAUGUCGGCGUCACAACACUUCCGCCCCCCGUGGCCUCCGUCGCCGAGGGUGAGGCAACCACUGAGGCCCGGCCUGAGGACAACCUCGUCGACUACCCUGGUGACGGCAGCUGCGCCGUUGACGGCGUCCUAUUCGUGAACGGCUCUGGCAUACCGACGGCGAACCCUUGCCAGACGGCAUGCCACUGCGAGUCCGGCAUAGUGCACUGCAUGUUGGAGAACUGCGCCCCACCGCCGGCCCACCCCACCGGCCAGCUAGCCCGAUGCAUGCCUGUGCACCACGAUGGCGUGUGCUGCCCGACUUACGCAUGCGAUUCCGAGGACGGCCAGGUCCUCGAGUCCGACAGCCAGAUGGCGGGCUCGGAGGCGCCGCCCGCUCCACCGGCAGUCACGGACGCCCCUGCCGCCGAGAUUCCUGAGACCAGCGGCCAAGAGAUCGUAGAAGAGGCCAGCGGUCAAGAGAUCGUUGAGCCGACCGAGGGUCCGCAGGAGACGUACACGACGCUAGCCGAGCGCGAGCCCGAGGCUACACCCUCGCAGUCCGUGCCCUACGGGGAGGACACCCCCGUGCCGGAUCCGCUGCCGCAGAAGCCAGCUGACGUGGAGCUGAUCGCAACUGCUGCCCCCGCCGUGGAGCAGCACGCUCAGGAGCAGGAAAGUGAGAGCAUGAACACGGUAGAGCCCGAACAGGAGCAACAGUCCAUCACGGUCCAGCCAGACGUGGAGGCGACCCAGGAGCCCGUAGUGCUGCAGGAAGAGGCCCAGCCGACGCAGGAGCCCGAGCUGGUUCAGCAGGAAGAGGUGCAGCCAACUCAGGAACCGGUAGUCCUGCAGGAAGAGAUUCAGCCUACACAGGAGCCGAUAGCACAACAGGAGGAGAUUCAGAGCACUUCGGAGCCUGAAAUAGUUCAGCAAGAAGAAGUUCAGCCCACCGAGGUUCCGGAAGUGGUUGCGCAAGAAGAGGCUCAGCCAACACAGGAACCUAUCGUCGAACACGAAGAAAUUCAGAGCACUUCGAAGCCUGAAAUAGUUCAACAGGAAGAAGUUCAACCUACCGUGGUACCGGAAGUGCUUGCACAGGAAGAGGCACAGCCAACACAGGAACCUAUCGUACAGGAGGAGGAUACUCAGACCACAUUGCAGCCGGAGGUUAUUCAACAGGAAGAAAUUCGUCCUACUCAAGGAUCAGAGUUGGUUCAGGAAGAAAUUCAGCCUACACAAGAACCGGAGUUGGUCCAGCAAGAAGUGGUUCAACCAACGCAGGAGCCGAUAGUACAAGAGGAAGAACUUCACAUCACGUCGGAGCCUGAAUUAAUUGAACAAGAAGUUCAGCCGACACAAGCACCGGAAAUUAUUCCCCAGGAGGAAUCCCAGCCAACAGAAGAGCCAGCAGCUGUUCAGCAGGAGGAAGUACAAACAACUUCGCAACCAGAAAUUGUUCAGCAAGAAGAAGUUAAGCCGACACCGGAACCCGAAACAGUACCUCAGGAAGAGGUACAGGCAACGCAGGAGCCCCAAGUGAGCCCUCAGGACGAGAUUCAGACAACGCAGGAGCCUGAGGUGGUUCAGCAGGAAGAGGUUGCGACCACGCAGCAGCCUGAAAUCCUCCAACAGGAAGAGAUUCAUGCAACGCAGGAGCCGGCCGUCGCGCAGGAAGCUGUGGAAACUACACAGGAGCCGGAAAUCGUCCAGCAAGAAGAAAUUAAGCCGACCGAACAGCCUGAGAUAGUUCAACAAGAAGAAAUCCAAACAACUCAAACCCCAGAAGCCGCGCAGUCAGAAGAGUUACCAGCGACGCAGCAACUGGAGGAGCAGUCACCAGUCGAAGUGACACAGCAAGCCGAGGCUGCGCAGCCAGCGACCACACAGCAGCCCGACGUUGCCGAGCCCGAGGCCACGCCGACACCAGAGGCUCCUGUCUUGCAAGAGGAAGCCCAGCCGACGGAGGCCCCAGCGGCGCCAGAGAGCGAAGUCACAACUCAACAGUCGGCGUCAUUUGAGCCCACCGUCUCCCCGCAGGACUACACGCACAUUGACGUGGAGAACGAGGGACGUCCCACGGCAACUCCGGAGAGCCUCGAGCAGUCGGAGGCCACAUCUGCGGCCGACCAGGAAGUGCCUGUUGCUGUCGACGAGGCGCCGCAGACGGAGGCGCCGUUAGCGCCUGUCGAGGAAACAGCCCCCACCACCGCGCAGCCACUAGACGUGCCAGUGGACGUGCCAGUGGAGACACCGGUGGAGACACCAGCGGAGACACUAGUAGAGUCCUCACCGACUUCCGCGCCCGAGGUGGCCGCCACGGAGGAGCCCGCUUCGGCGUCUCCGAUCGUUGGCGUGUACGAGGGGAACGACGAGCAGAUAGCCAGCACCGCCCCGCCCCAGGUUGCCGAGGACGAGUACGCGACACAAGCACCUCAGCAGUCCGUCGAGGCGCCCGCCGAGGUGCCCGUCGAGCCACCGGUCGAGGCGCCCGUCGAACCGGAGAACGCCCCCGAAGUCGAGGCUGCCACCACCAACGCGCCAGCUGCCUCCACCGAGAGCGUCCUGCAGGGAGAGGACGCUGUCACUUCCGAGCCGGAGCAAGCGACGUCAGCUCCCGACAGCCAGCCCCUCGCCCCGCUCGAGGAUGUGGACGCGGCCCAGAGCGAGGACCAGGCCGCCGCCAGCACGAGCGCACCGUCCGAGGAGUCCGCUCCUCCUGCAGCACCAGCGGAGCCGGCUGACGCGCUCUCGGAAGGGGAGGUCGCUGAGGUGCAGACAGUGCAGCCCAUCGUCGCAGAGACAGCCGCGCCCACGGAGGAGCCCAGCGUGACCAGCGAAGACCAGCCCGCACCCACACCCGCUCCCGUCGAGCCCACCCUGCUGCCCGAGCAGCCCGCUGAGGACACCAAGGUGCCCGCCGCCCCGACCACCACCCCGCCUGAGACAUUUGCGCCCCUGGACGAGGAGCCAAGUCAGGCCGUGGAGGUGCCCGCCCCGGAAGUUCCCCUCUCAGAAGUGCCCGCUCAGGAGACGCCCGCCCCAGAGGUGUCCGUUACGGAGGCUCCCACUGCAGCGGAGACACCAGCCCCGGAGGUUCCUGUCGCGGAGACGCCGGCCCCAGAGAUCCCCGCCCCGGAGGUGCCCAUCCCGGAGGUGCCGAGCCCGGAGGUUCCUGCCCCAGCUCUACAAGAGAACGAGGCCCUGGCCCCGACUCCCGCGCCAAUCCCGACCUCCGCGGCCCACCAGCCGGAGCCCGAGACAGAGGAUGCCAGCGAGGAGGCAGAGAAGCCUGCCGAGCACGAAACACCCGAUGUUCCGGAAGCACCAGAAGCACCCGAGGCAGCAGAGGCAACCGAAGAGCCCGUCAUUCCGGAAGAGCACGUCGAGGAAGACCACAUCAUGAUGCCCGUUCCCGAACAGAACAAGGAGCCCGUGCAGAAGCCUGCGCCUGUCGCGCCGCCCCAGCAGCAGCAGAGGCCGACGGAGACGCCACCGCCCAGCUUCAUGGGACACCCCGACGACUUCAGUCAGCUGGCGGGCAUGGCGGGCAUGGCGGGUAUGGCCGGCAUGGCUGGCAUGGCUGGACAGGAGAACUUCCCUCCGAGCAGCGGCACCUACCUGCCCCCGGGUCCCGGCGGCAUGGGCGAGGACUACGACGAAGAGGACGACCAGGCCGCUUUCGGCCCAGGCACGUGCCGCUACGCCGGCAAGGUCUACGUGUCGGCGCAGCAGAUUCCGCGCGACGACCCGUGCGACUUCUGCUUCUGCUUCCGCAGCGACAUCAUCUGCCUGCAGCAGAGCUGCCCGCCGCCCAUCCCAGCCUGUCACGAGGAGCCCAUCAACGGCUUCUGCUGCCCGCGCUACGAGUGCCCCGUGUCCAUGGCCACCUCGCUCAACAUCACGACGACCACAACGACCACGACCACGACGCUGCCGCCGCACUUCCUGCACCACGCGUACAAGGGCGCGGCCAAGCGGACGGGCUGCCAGGUCCGCGGACAGGCGUACCGCGUCGGCGAGACGAUCCGCUCCGCGUCCGGACCCUGCCUGCACUGCCAGUGCGGCGGCGAUGGCCAGAUGCAGUGCGAGCCCAAGGUGUGUAGUCCGGAGCCCAUGCUGAGGAAGAUGAUCGCCGCAGCGGCCGCGGCCAAGCGCAGAAGAUGAGAAGAUGAGCCUCGCCGCGCGCCAUGACUUCAAAGACUUGACAAAACAUAUCCUGGACCCAUCCCCCUAGUCGAAGCAUCAAUCUGCUGUGGGCUUCUUCGCGCCAGGAAAUAGGAAUCCAGUUCAGGGCUACAGAGGUGCACAGGUGCCAGAAAACCGUAAGUUUCAGCUUUCUAUUUUUUUGUUAGAGACGGGAGUAGUUAAGCCCUGCUGAAAUGGAUUGAGGGGAUGGAAUAUUGUCCAAAAAUGUCGUACACCGCGAUUUUGUGUUUCAGACAAAUCGUCGGGAACAGAUGCUCAUGACAGAGUUUACUUUGCACUUUUAAUGUUAGUUUUUGAAAUUAUGUUGAUUGUGUACCAAAUUUUAGUUGUGGCCAGCCCCCAUAGAAAAGGCUUCUGAACCUUGCUGGAAGCUGCAACACAGGUGACCCUAAGGGCCAAGCCCAAUGCAGUGUACCUGUUCUGAUUGUUUGAUGUGAUAUUCACCCUUUUUAUAUUUCUUCAGUUUUUCCCCUUUACAAGCUUCACCACAAUUUUUGAAGGCCCAAUAAUAAACCUGGAUUACUAUAAAACUUAUUGUCAGAACAAGUCACAGGUAUUCUUGGAAAUAAGAGAAUUUUGCUGGUCAUAUGGUGUUAAGGGG